CAGCAAUACAAAAUAGUAUUAUUCAUGGAUUUAUUAUAUUCUGAGGACAGCGAAGAAACGAAAUUGAUGCUUACCCACAAAGUUCAAUUGACGCAUAUAAAAAUGUAUUUACGUGAAGAUACAAUAAAAUAAAAUAACCCCAGAAGAGAUAUUUAAACAAACCUUCGAACAUAUGUUCAUAAUGUAAACGACGGCAACUUCAAAAUUAAUAAAUUGUAGAACCAUCAAAGCGGAGUAAACUGACGACCAAUCGUUCCCGUCACUGGCGAAUGUUUCAGCAGCCACGGAAUAUCGGAUAUUGUUGGCGAGUGGUUAAUAUCGCUUUACGGAACUCCAUAGAUCAGAAUAUAAUCAAAGUGAAAGGGUGUUCCUUAUUACGGGUUAAUAUUCUGAUGCUGUCUUGAUUCAAUGCGGCGAGCUUUUAAUUUAAAUGUGUGCAAUUUUGAGAAGGAAAAUUGCUCAUUGCUGACGGCAAAUAGAAGGAAUUAAACAUUACAUUCCCAAGUUAUCGGACGAUUGUUUCUGUUUGAGUCGCAUAAACAAAAUAUGUGAUUUAAAUUACAAAGCGAACCACGCGAGCAGACUGAUUUCAAAUAGAUAAUGACUAUAUUGUGACCAAUAUAAUAUUAUGUCGGAUAUCGGAACAGACAUGCCAGCGGAGCGUGCAGCAGCUGUUUCAACUGAUGAUGCAACUGAGCCUAAAGAAUACACGCAAACGAACAUAGCAAUAACAAGCGGAAUUUCGUUGGACGAAACGUUACCUCCGUAUGACCUUACACCCGAUGAUGAAAUAGCAGAUAUAGCCCCAGUUCCGACAAACAAUGAAGGUAACAUAUUGUCGUAUAUGCAAACCCCUACUAUUGAGCAAACAGUGACAAAUCUUGGACGAAUGAACGAUAAAAAACAACGAAGCACGCGUUGUUGUUUGUGCUGCAGACGAACCAGCGCAGACGAACUUACGAUCAACGAUGAGAACCAAUCGGAAGACCGCAAUGGUGCAAACUUCACGUUUAUAUUGGACACAGCGGAUAACGAUGUCAUAAAGAAAAGUCCACCAGUUGCAGAACCCAUCCAACGCUCAGCCACAUUGCAAAUUAACCAAACAGAUACCAAUCAAACAUGUCAGAAACGUUGUGCAAAGUUCUGCAAAAAGUUUAUGACUAUCUUGUUUUCAAAUAUAGGACUGUGUGCUGCCGUGGUUGCAUGGUCGGUUCUGGGAGGAUUUAUUUUCCAGAAUCUCGAAGCCCCUAACGAGAUUCAGAAGCGAUACUUUAUUGCCAACAGAAGGGCAUGGUAUGCGCAGGCGCUAUGGAACCUCACAACCUCGCUCGACAUCUUUGAUGAGGACAACUACACCUUAUCCGCGAGCAAGAUACUAGUAGACUUUCAGAACGAGGUGUUAUUGGCCAAGAAGGACGGCUGGGAUGGGUCGGACGGACAUGUUGAGCCACUCUGGUCCUUCGCCGGUUCACUCCUCUACUCCGUCACAGUCAUCACAACUAUAGGUUACGGUCAUAUUGCUCCAAAGACGUUCGAAGGUCGGCUGGUGACCAUGUUCUACGCCAUGAUAGGCAUUCCAAUGACGCUCUUGUGUCUGUCCAACAUGGGCGAAAUCCUCAGCGACUGCUUCCGGCUUCUUUACAAGCAUUUGUGUCAGCUGUUAACCUGGAUGUGUUGUCCACCUGAGGAAAGUUUCACAAAGCGGCGUAGUAUGACCCCAUCCAAGAUGGCACAGUCUAGAUCGGGAUCAACGGUUCAAACACUUGAACUUCAACCUUUGAAAGUACGACCAGAUGAGGGCGACUCAAACACGCUAAAGGUCGCCCAACCGAUCCAGCCAAUGACGAGGAAACACAGACGUCAAAAAUCUAAAAGCAGAAGUCGAUCAUCUAGUCCAACAGGCAGUGAAGCAAAAAGUGAAAUUAAUAUCGUUGUUGAAGACUACGACAGAGAACAGGAAACGGGAACGAUUAAAACUGAACAGAUUCGCGUACCGAUUUUUGUAAGUUUGCUUAUAAUAGCAAUUUACAUUUUUAGCGGGGCAAUUAUGUUUUCCCUGUGGGAAAACUGGGACUAUUUGGAGGGUUCCUAUUUCUGUUUCAUAACCCUGAGUACGAUUGGCUUCGGAGACUACGUGCCAGGUUCGAUAAGCCGAACGGACAGCGCGGACAGUAGGAACAAGCUGAUCAUGUGCUGUGUGUAUCUGUUGUUUGGCCUGUCUGUCAUUGCAAUGUGCUUCAACCUUAUGCAAGAGGACGUUCGUGCAAAGUUCCGCUGGUUAGGCGUGAAAAUCGGUCUGCUAGACCACGUAUAAAAAAGGUGUUGCUCUAAAAACGACUAUGAAUGGUGUCAUGGUUUAAUGCACUUUAGAGCAUCUGAAUAAACAUACUGGUUCACGAUUCUGUAAAUAAUUAUAGGUUUUUGAAUAAUUUUCAUUUUUUAAAUAAUUUACUUUUUUAAGUCAAUUAUGUCUUGCACAAAAUAAGUUCAGCUACUUAUGUGCAUGGCAGCGUUUCGCACGUGUGAGAAUUUUCAAAAAAAUGUUAAUUUAGUGACGAUAUUUACGAUCCGUUAGGCAUUAACCUAAUUUGAAAAAGCAACCUUAUGCGUUAUGUGAUGAGUUAUUAUUAACGAAUGGGUCACUGAACGUGUCGUAAGUGAUAAUCACUCGCGAUUGUUUAAUGAUUUGCAGGAAAGCGUGUUAAGUGAUUACGAAAGAUGAGUUUCAAAAAUAAGAAGCGGACGAUUGUUGAGUAUUAAUGCACAGACGAAUAUAAAUUCAUAAGGCACUUACUAGUAUUAAGUAAUACGGCAGAGACGAAUACAUAGUGAUACGGAACGGACUGUUAUAAAGUAAUACGGUAGAGACGAAUAUAUUGUGAUAAGGAACGGACUAUAAUUAUAAAGUAAUGAGACGGAGGCAAAUAUUAAGUGAUACGGUACAGACGAUUAUAAAGUAAUUAUACACAGAUUAAUAAUAAGUGAAACGGAACAGACGAUUAUUACAAAAUAAGGCACAGACGAUUAUUGCUGUGAUAAGGUACAUUUGCAUUCUUAAUUGUGUGAUGCACUAUCCAUGCCGCACUAUAGGUACAAUGUAACUAGUUUUAAUGAAAGCGUUAUUUAUUAUUUGGUGUGCAUGGAGGCUGGUAAUAAACAUUACUGUUUGCAGUCACGGAUUUAGCGCUUUGUUGUUUUGUUUCGUCGUAAAAUAUGUAGUAAAUUGUUGAAUGAAGAUGGCUCUAUAUAAACCGCAUUUUAUUAUUACAAGGUGUAAAAGUAGCGGAUAGCGAUUCCCCAAAGGUUUGUGAGGAUUUACGUUAAAAUAGUUAACAUGUGAGCAUUGUUUUAAAUAAAUAUACGAUCGAAAAUGCGUCGCUGUGCAUGACUUUUUAUCAACGUUUUACAGUGCCAAAAGUAGUGUAUAGCAGUACAUCAUGAUGUUGGCUCAUGGCAAACAGCGAUUAAUUGUUGAAGCAAUUCUUUAUUUACUAAAUGAAUCUGAUAACAUAAACUUCUAAGACAAUUGUAACGGCAAACUGUUUACACAAACUUUAAUGACAGUAGCAUUGGCACUACAUUGUAUGUUUACAAUCACUUUAAAUCAGUACUACAUCAAACUUUUCCUAGUCAUCUUGUCUAGAGACAACACCAAGUUUUCUCAAGACGCAAUAGUUUGAAAUAAAGCUCUUGGGGUGAUGAAUCGUCCCAAAGAAAUGUUUACAGUAUGGAUAACGUGUAUAUACACAGCUGUGGAUGCUCCGCGAAUACCAAUCAUUCUUGCAAUAUGAACGCAAUAUGUUUAUAAAACUUUAAAUAUGACACUUUGUAUAUGCCCCGAACAACAAUAUUGGAAAUGCAUUCCGCUAAUAUUGUGACUUGUCUUUAACACGGUAAUGUGUUGACUGAGUUAUUGUAUAUGUUUUAAUGCUUUACAGAGAUUAUGAUAUGUUUCCUUGCUAGAUUGUAGAUGCAUGAAACGCUAAUGUUACGAUAAGGAAGAUGUACCAAACACAACGUUCAUGUACGUAUUUGUAACUAUGAGUUUUACAGGAUGUAAGUGUAUGUGCAUCAGUUGUACCACCAGAAUGAAUAUGAGAAAUAUGGGCAUUGAGGUGCUGCUUUGAGGAGGAUGUUUGAAAUCGAAAUAAUGUUACAGUGAUUUUCUUCCAUUAAAAAGAACUUAAACAUGUGAAAACUGAAUAAUAAUGGUGUAGCAUGUGUGUCCUACUCUUACAAUAUAUAUUGACAACUGC
Dreissena polymorpha is the source of this 4256-nucleotide messenger RNA. RefSeq lists its product as uncharacterized. Gene Ontology annotation, molecular function: potassium ion leak channel activity. Gene Ontology annotation, biological process: stabilization of membrane potential; potassium ion transmembrane transport. The transcript is spliced from 3 exons. Bases 629 to 2314 code for a protein of 561 amino acids. Gene Ontology annotation, cellular component: membrane. The record is from RefSeq and is a predicted model, not a curated record. Lineage: Eukaryota; Metazoa; Mollusca; Bivalvia; Myida; Dreissenidae.